Molecule: messenger RNA, 1462 nt
Organism: Mesitornis unicolor (brown roatelo)
Lineage: Eukaryota; Metazoa; Chordata; Aves; Mesitornithiformes; Mesitornithidae
Gene: CDH7
Product: cadherin 7, type 2
Exons: 6
Biological process (GO): adherens junction organization; calcium-dependent cell-cell adhesion; cell-cell junction assembly
Cellular component (GO): plasma membrane; adherens junction; catenin complex
Molecular function (GO): cadherin binding; calcium ion binding
Source: RefSeq, a predicted model, not a curated record
CAAAUAAUUUUACCUGUAUAGGAACUGGAUUUUGAAGCUAAGACAAGCUAUACCCUGAGGAUAGAAGCAGCGAAUAUGCAUGUUGACCCUCGCUUCCUGAGUCUAGGACCCUUCAGUGACAUGACAACAGUGAAGAUAAUUAUAGAAGAUGUUGAUGAACCACCUGUGUUCACUUCACGUUUGUACUCCAUGGUGGUGUCUGAAGCAGCAAAGGUCGGCACUAUCAUUGGAACUGUAGCAGCUCAUGAUCCAGAUGCCUCAAAUAGUCCUGUCAGGUACUCAAUAGAUCGAAACACAGACCUGGAGAGGUAUUUCAAUAUUGAUGCCAACAGUGGAGUCAUUACAACUGCCAAACCUUUGGACAGGGAAACUAAUGCUGUUCAUAACAUCACAGUUUUGGCUAUAGAGAGUCAGAAUCCAGCACAGAUUGGGAGAGGCUAUGUAGCCAUCACUAUCCUUGACAUCAAUGACAAUGCCCCUGAGUUUGCUAUGGAGUAUGAGACAACUGUCUGUGAAAAUGCUCAACCUGGUCAGGUGAUCCAGAAAAUCAGUGCAAUUGAUAAAGAUGACCCACCAAAUGGCCAUCAGUUCUACUUCAGUUUAACAGCAGAGGCAGCAAAUAACCACAAUUUUACACUGCAGGACAACAAAGAUAACACUGCGACAAUAUUAACCAGAAGAAAUGGAUUCCGAAGACAGGAACAGUCUGUCUUCUACUUGCCAAUAUUCAUUGUGGACAGUGGAUCACCUUCACUUAGUAGUACUAAUACCCUCACGAUCAGAGUCUGUGAUUGUGAUGCAGAUGGUAUUGCUCAGACAUGCAAUGCAGAAGCAUAUAUCUUGCCUGCAGGACUUAGCACUGGAGCCCUGAUAGCAAUAUUGGCUUGUGUCUUGACGCUGCUAGUUCUUGUCUUGCUGAUUGUCACCAUGAGGAGACGGAAAAAAGAGCCCCUCAUUUUUGAUGAAGAGAGAGAUAUCAGAGAGAACAUUGUCAGGUAUGAUGAUGAGGGUGGUGGAGAAGAAGACACCGAGGCUUUUGACAUGGCAGCCUUGAGAAACCUUAACAUCAUCCGAGACACCAAGACCAGAAGGGAUGUGACACCUGAGAUUCAGUUCUUGAGCAGACCAACUUUUAAAAGCAUUCCAGAUAAUGUCAUUUUUAGGGAAUUUAUCUGGGAAAGACUAAAAGAAGCUGAUGUGGACCCCUGCGCGCCACCCUACGACUCCCUGCAGACAUACGCGUUUGAGGGGAAUGGUUCAGUGGCAGAGUCACUCAGUUCUUUAGAUUCAAUCAGCUCAAACUCUGACCAGAACUACGAUUACCUCAGUGACUGGGGCCCUCGCUUUAAAAGGCUUGCGGAUAUGUAUGGGACUGGACCAGACUGCUUAUAUUCAUAGCCUUGGAACCUUUCUCUGAAAAUGCACUGAAGAAUACUAAAACCGAAAACUCAACCUUACAGAC